CAACCCCCAGCUGCGUCCACCGCUGUGGUGACUGUCCUGCCUGGCCGCCGGGUGUCUGCUACGCUGCUCCCCGCUCUGCCCUGCUCCUUCCCUGGACCCGAAGCCCGCCUCGGCUACCGAACUCCCAGUGAAUGCACUAGCCAGCAACCAUGACAGGCAUCGCGGCCGCGUCUUUCUUCUCCAACUCCUGCAGGUUCGGGGGUUGCGGGCUCCAGUUCGAGUCUCUGGCCGAGCUCAUCGUCCACAUCGAGGACAAUCACAUCGACACAGAUCCUCGUGUUCUGGAGAAACAGGAGCAACAACAGCCCACCUACCUGGCCCUGAGCUACAUCAACAGGUUCAUGACUGACGCGGCGCGUCGGGAGCAGGAGACCCUGAAGAAGAGGGCCACACCCAAACUUUCCCUGUCAAUCACAGGGGGCGUGUCUCGGAACAGCGUGGCCACGCCUCCACGCCACAGCAACGGCAACCUGACUCCUCCCGUGACUCCACCCAUCACACCCUCCUCCUCGUUCCGUAGCAGCACACCCACAGGCAGUGAGUAUGAUGAUGAGGAGGUGGACUAUGAGGAGUCAGACAGUGAUGAGUCCUGGACCACAGAGAGUGCCAUCAGCUCAGAGUCUAUCCUCAGCUCCAUGUGUAUGAAUGGAGGAGAGGAGAAACCCUUCGCCUGCCCUGUGCCUGGCUGCAAGAAGAGAUACAAGAAUGUGAACGGUAUUAAAUACCACGCCAAGAACGGCCACCGGACCCAGAUUCGUGUGCGGAAGCCCUUCAAGUGCCGCUGUGGGAAGAGCUACAAGACGUCCCAGGGCCUGAGGCACCACACCAUCAACUUCCACCCGCCCGUCUCCGCCGACAUCAUCCGCAAGAUGCAGGGCUAGAGACGAUCGUCGUGACAACCCCUGGUCACCCACCCAAACAUAUCCCUAUUCCUCACCAGCAAUACCCACCCAACCCAACCACCCCAAACCUUUUCAAUCGUCAAUAUCCACCCCACCUCUCCCAACCACCCAAAACAUACCCCUAUCCCUUCUGUCCCAACUUUAGGGGUGACAACCCAAAACCCUAUUCCUUCCUCCCACACACUAAAGGAUCUAGUGCAUGCUUUAAGUUGUUUUGUCGUUAGCCUUUUUUAUGUCUUGUAUAAUGUUCUAUGGUUUUCACAUGCUAUCUCUAGUUAUUUUUUGAAUGAUAUGUAUCUUUAUAGGCUUAAGUUUUGUUGUUGUACAUUUGCACAUUCUUCUGCUAUCACAACAAUUGUCAUUACUCUUUGUAUUGACAUACGGUGCUAACUGUAAAAAAGAAAAAGAGAAAAGAGGGGGAUGAGGCAAGAGGAAGGAGUGGAUGGAUGUUGAGUUGCGUUAAACAGUCUAUAUAUAGAUAUAUAAACAAUAGAUAUGUGUGUAUAUACAAAUAUAAGUAUUCAUAAGCAUAUACAAAAGUUACUUUAUUUUCAAGCUUUAUUUUAUACUUUAUUUUUCAAUAUAUUUUCCAGAUAUUUUCUUUGAUAUUUUAUCGAUAAGUGUGUUUUUCAUUCCUCAACCCCCUGAGACAACCUGUUCUGUGGUGUCAUAGUUCAAAGUUGAAACAGCUAGGUGACCUCAGGUCUAGAUAUUCCCAUGAGCAAAAUAAUAACUGACUAUGGCUUGAAUCCUAACUUGAGAUCUGCGUCCAAAAUACAUUUUUAAGUUUUUCCUAUUGCUAUUUAAUGCACGAUUUGCGCUAAAGUUACACAUGCAGAUUUCAUGUUAUCAUUCGGCCCAUAUAGAGAAACAGGUAAAGUAUUGAAUCCCUUCAUUCCCACUGUUCUAGAACAGUUUUAGGACUGAUCCCCAAUGAUUCCGGAAUGGAUUGUGCAUCCUGUAUUCUAGAAGGUUAUUCCAGACUGUAGUGUGAGCAGACCAGUUGAGGCAUCAUGCUGUAUUCUAGAAGGUUAUUCCAGACUGUAGUGUGAGCAGACCAGUUGAGGCAUCAUGCUGUAUUCUAGAAGGUUAUUCCAGACUGUAGUGUGAGCAGACCAGUUGAGGCAUCAUGCUGUAUUCUAGAAGGUUAUUCCAGACUGUAGUGUGAACAGACCAGUUGAGGCAUCAUGCUGUAUUCUAGAAGGUUAUUCCAGACUGUAGUGUGAGCAGACCAGUUGAGGCAUCAUGCUGUAUUCUGUUCCAGUUGCCAAGUGUUGUUACUGGUUUCUUUUCCAUGAUCAUUGCCAACAGCUCUCUACUGCCAAACAUUGACCAUACUAUGUGCCUGAGGGGGGAGAGCGACUGUCAUAAGAGGUUUCAUCUAAGAGGCGCGCAAAAGUGUCAAGGGAAUACUGCCUCAUUGCGCCUCAAGUGUGACUGUGUGUGUGAUGGUAAGUUUUUGUGCAUGCUUUUGUCUAAAAGGGCGUGUGUGUGUGUCGAGAGAGAUUACACCUACAACCUUUGAUUGCCUUGCGUUGUAGACCACAGCAUUCCAGUAGUCAGUGUGAGUUGCUUCUAAGCCGAGUCUUUCUGCAGUAUCUGAGCUUUUCAGCUUCUAGUGUUAUUAUUUUGCUUUCUGUUAGUCCAUUAUAGUGUUACAAUUUAUGGCUGAAGCUCAAAUGUCAUAGAACCAUAUGUGUUACAGUGCCAGGUCACUGGGUGUGUGUCCCAAAUUGCACCCUAUUCCCUAAGGGCUCUGGUCAAAAGUAGUGCACUAUAUAGAGAAUAGUGCACCAUUUGGGUCGUAGAUAGUGUCAAACCAAGGCCUUGCCAAUUGCUGCUGUAGAGCAGGAGACUGUCUGGUGUACUCUCAUAGUGUAAAGGUGGGCAUUUUGUGAUCCAGUUGGGAUAUCAUGCCUUCAGAGUACAGCGGAGUGGUGGAAUGUCAAAAAGUGGUGCCAUUUUGUGAAAGGCCGUAAAACAUUUCUAACCUGUCAUUCUGUUCUGUGAUGGUCCCCCACCACACACAUUGACAUGGGUGUGGUAAAGUGCCGUUAAGGUCAGGGCUCGUAUUCACAAAGCAUUUCAGAGUAGGAGUGCUGAUCUCGGAUCAGAUUUUCCUUUAAAUCAUAAUGAGUAGGAGGGGGGACCUGAUCCUAGAUCAGCACUCCUACUCGGAGACACUGAAUACAAUACAAAGAAAAUGGCAGUGAAAGAGGAAGGUAGCAUUGUUGGGGUAGUGUUUGUGUGUGCCGUACACAACUUGUUCCGUACUCUGUGCCGGGUUUUCCGUACUUGGAAGCCUUGGCUCUGUAGCGUUCUGGCAAGGGAUCAGAGACUGUUAGAUGGAGAUGCAGGUCGCCAUGGUUACAGUUUAAAUACACUGUUUAACAGAGCGGGGAUGGGAGGAGUACAUUAGUCGUGUGUGUGUGUGUGAGGGGGACUAUUUCUAUUUCGAUAUACUGUGUACAGUGAAUGUAUUGUAAUGUGCUUUUAAAUUAUAUUUUCAUAUGUUUCCUAUUUGUACGGAGGCAGAGUUUGAGUAGGGAGACCUGUGUACUACGUUAAACUGUCUUUAUAUACAAGAAGCUGCUUCAAAUGUAAACGCGAUUACAUAAAAAUAAUUAAAAAGAGCUCUGGAGCCCAGAA
Molecule: messenger RNA, 3551 nt
Organism: Coregonus clupeaformis (lake whitefish)
Lineage: Eukaryota; Metazoa; Chordata; Actinopteri; Salmoniformes; Salmonidae
Product: juxtaposed with another zinc finger protein 1
Exons: 5
Coding region: 150-881 (243 amino acids)
Cellular component (GO): nucleus
Source: RefSeq, a predicted model, not a curated record